AUGUCAGAAAGUUCAGGGGAUGUGAGCUGGUCUUCUCUGCCAAACAAAGGCCAGCUAUUCAUUAUUGUCCUUGCUCGUUUUUCUGAGCCUGUCGUACGAACGUCCAUCUCGACAUACGUGUUCUAUCAGUUACAAUCCCUUGACCCAUCGAGACCAACCGACGCGAUCGUCCGCGAUGCCGCUAUGCUUCAAACAGUAUUCACCCUCGCUCAAGGAUGUACGGCAGUCUUAUGGGGUCACUUAGCCGACUCUUCUAGAGGAGGUAGGAAAAUGGUGUUGCUAAUCAGCUUGGGAGGGUCAUUUUUGGGCACGACAGCUUUCGGUUUCGUUCGCGAUUUCCGCCAGGCCGUGAUCCUCCGGCUGUUAGAAGGCGCGGUUAAUGGUAAUACUGCCAUGAUUAGGACUAUGGUAUCUGAGAUUGUCAAGGAACGUCGUUACCAAGCCAAAGCAUUCGUUCUCAUGCCCUUGGCUUAUAACAUUGCUGCCAUCGUAAGUCCUAUGGUCGCCGGACUACUGGCUGACCUCGCAAGCCAGUACCCUCAAUCUUUUGGUCAGAUAGCUUUCUUUCGCCAAUUCCCUUAUGCGCCACCCGCUAUUGCCAGUGCCUUGGUCACAUUGACCGCAUUUCUACUGGUUUUCUUCAGGUUAAAGGAGACGCAUGUAGUAGCGCGUCAUAAAUAUGACUUAGGCCUUGACAUCACAGCUAGAAUCACAUCAUUAUUCACGAGAUGGAGAAAGGAUUCGCACCAUCAACCGUAUUCUGUAGUUGCGCAAGAAGAAGCGAAUGAAGGAGACCAGUUUUUGAGUCAAGAAGAAGAGAUCGAAAUGAGCUCUCCUUCACAUAACCACGAAGUAGAAAAGCAGAAACUUCCUCUGCGUCAGAUCUUUACUCGCAAUCUCUGUCUUACUCUGAUAGCUCAUGGAAUCAUGGAAGGUCAUGUUGCAGUCUACAACACACUCUGGCCCAGCUUUCUCAGCGAUCCGGUAGCAGACCCAGGAAAAGACCAUAUCCAACUCCCAUUCCGCUUCAUCGGUGGCCUUGGCCUACCGGCAAAGAAGAUUGCCAUUUCACUGGCCUAUGCUGGAGUACUUGGAAUCCCACUACAGAUCUUCGGCUACUCCCGAGUUGUUAAGCGACUAGGAAUGAUGAGGACGUGGCGCAUAUUCCUGAGAGGAUUUCCACUGGUUUAUCUAUUCAUCCCUUACCUUUCUAUCAUACCAUCAAGCUCAUCUAGACCUGCUCCUCGGGAUGGACCCCUCGUUUGGAUAGCAAUCUUUGUUGCACAAACAUUAAUGAUGUGUAGCGCAUCAUUUGUCAUACCCUCGCAGAUCGUUCUAACUAACAACUCAUCGCCGCACCCCUCGGCCCUCGGAAGGACUCACAGCAUUGCUGAAAUGAUAUGCAGUUUUACCCGUACUGUCAGCCCCAUCGCAGCAGGCCUAUUCUACUCGUAUGGAUCAUCACACGGCGUUACUGGUCUUCCUUGGUGGAUAAUGAGCGGCGUGACUCUUUUUGCGUGUAUUUUGAGUUAUUAUGUGUACGAAGGUGACGGGCAUGAGAUUAAACUUGAAACAGAUGAGGAAUGA
This is a messenger RNA of Annulohypoxylon truncatum, 1587 nucleotides long. Its product is annotated as MFS general substrate transporter. The record is from RefSeq and is a predicted model, not a curated record. Gene Ontology annotation, biological process: transmembrane transport. The coding region runs from base 1 to 1587 and encodes 528 amino acids. The transcript has 6 exons. Lineage: Eukaryota; Fungi; Ascomycota; Sordariomycetes; Xylariales; Hypoxylaceae. Gene Ontology annotation, molecular function: transmembrane transporter activity.